Messenger RNA from Pseudophryne corroboree (corroboree frog), 2388 nucleotides. It is a transcript of the gene PLK5, whose product is annotated as polo like kinase 5 (inactive). NCBI's taxonomy places the organism in Eukaryota, Metazoa, Chordata, Amphibia, Anura, Myobatrachidae. The transcript has 15 exons. Gene Ontology annotation, molecular function: protein kinase activity; protein binding; ATP binding. Gene Ontology annotation, cellular component: nucleus; cytoplasm; kinetochore. The coding region runs from base 116 to 1948 and encodes 610 amino acids. The record is from RefSeq and is a predicted model, not a curated record. Gene Ontology annotation, biological process: mitotic spindle organization; mitotic G1/S transition checkpoint signaling; protein phosphorylation.
UGUCCCAGAUGAGUUCCUCCAAUGGGAGAGACUACUGGUUGGUGGCAGGGUGCUUGUCCUUUGCCUGUGAUUUGGGAGCCUGCUAGAGGGAUUUGUGAUUGGAAAUGAUCAAGGCAUGGAGUUGUCAAGCAGUCUGCGUACAGAGAGAACACACUGUCUCAUUGAAGAUCCACAAUCUGGGAGACUGUACAAGAGAGGGAAGCUCCUUGGGAAGGGUGCUUUUGGGAGGUGCUACAAAUGCACAGAUGUGUCCAGCAGGCAAGUGUUCGCAGUGAAGAUGAUCUCGCACACAAGGAAAUUUGUGAUACAGCAAAGAGGAGGGGUUGAAAAAGAGAUUGAACUACACAGCCAGUUGAAACAUAGAAACAUUGUGAGGUUUUAUCACCAUUUUCAAGACCAGAAAUAUAUGUACCUGGUACUGGAGUACUGCAGACACAAGUCUCUUGCUCACAUCUUAAGGGUACGUAAACUGCUGACAGAGCCAGAGGUGCGGUACUACAUGAAGCAGAUAUUGCAAGGAGUACAGUUCUUGCACCAGCAAGGCAUUAUCCACAGGGACCUGAAACUGAGUAAUUUUUUCAUUGCCAAGAACAUGGUUGUAAAAAUUGGGGACCUGGGACUGGCGACAACUGUGGAGCACUGUGAAAAAAUCCCAGGCGUCAUAUGUGGCACCCCAAACUACCUAUCUCCAGAAGUUCUAGCCAAGGAUGGUCACUCUUUCAAAUCAGACAUCUGGGCUCUCGGAUGUAUAAUGUACACAAUGCUGUGUGGAUAUUCCCCUUUCAGAGCCCAGUCACAGAAAGAGAUGUAUUACUUCAUCCGAGAGGGCUUCUUUCCUGUACCCUCUUACAUAUCACCAUGUGGCAGAAGACUAAUCAUCUCCUUACUUGCCAGCUGCCCCACUAACAGGCCAUGUAUAGAGGACAUCCUGGCCCAUGAUUUCUUCACCCAGGAAAUCAUACCCGAGAAGCUGUCAUCUACCACCUGCCACACAGCUCCCACCCUGUCGCUUUCCAUCCACCUCACCAGAUUCUUCAGAAAGGCAGCUAAAGUUUUAUAUAGAGGAGUAUUCCACAAAUCCUUUUGCACAGAUUUUUCAGAAGCAGGAGGACCUAAUAGCUCGAUGAUUGCUCCAACGCAGAGUACGAUGUCGCUCAGCACAGAUAAGAUGUGUGAGGGAGAAAAAAAAGGAGAUGUUACAAGACCUUGUCAUGAAUCUUUGAACAUUCUCAUGAAAGGAAGAAUGAGCCACAGGAGCAGGUCGGCCUCCCAGAUGCAGACAGAGACCAUCAGGGAAAAAGUGAUGGAGAAUGUCGCAGUUAUAUUAGAGAACUGUCUCUGCAACAUCAUACCAGGUGACUUGGAUCCCAGAGAUCAGGUGACGUGCCCUAUUCUGUGGGUGACCAAGUGGGUGGAUUACUCAAAUAAAUAUGGCUUUGGUUACCAACUGUCAGACAACUGUACCGGAGUCCUUCUGAGUGACGGAACACACACGAUUCUCUCCCCCUAUUUGCAGAAAGUUUGUUACUCUACUAGCUCAUACGAGCACAUUACAUUCCCUGAAUGGAGUCCACCCUGCAAGUUGGAUGUAAAGAUGAAGAUACUGAGGUUCUUCUCAGAGUACAUGCAGGAAAAUAUCUUGGAGGGUGGAGAUCUCCGUGCAGCACCGAGCCCCAACGUCAGGACCUUGUGCCUCCUGCACUUCCUGAAGACAGACCAGGCCAUGCUAAUGUUGUUCAGUAACAAGACAUUACAGGUGAAUUUUUACCAUGACCGCACAAAGAUCAUCUUAAGCAGAGGACAGCAGUGUUACCUACUGAGUUUCAUUGACCAAGACAGACAGAGCUGUACAGUGCCACUAUUAGCACUGCAAAACAGUUGUCCUCCACUCAUAAUUCAGCGACUGGAAUAUGCCCUGAAAAUGCUGCAAAGCCUGCAAUGUGAUUAACCAAUCCACAGAGAGAACAGAGUUGUGACAUAGGAAACACACAUUUCUAACAGGUUUAGUUACAAUGAUAUGGUAACCACUGAAAAGGAACAAGGCAUGUUAUGAAUUGUGGGCACAUGUAAGUGAAUGUAGCAGUUGAACAGAUUAUUACCUAUAGGGAAGUAGUGAUAAAACAUUUCAUUAGUGGGAACGAGGCAGUAAACCAGGGCAGGUUCUGAGCCAGAUACUGUAGCUGUCAGGGUACAGUUAUGUCAGCCUGAUAGUAGUGAGAAGAGACGCAGCACAGUCUGGUACUAUGGAGGUUUAAAUUUACUUCAAAUGAGAAAUAUAAAGGUUCUGGAGUACAAUGUAGCAAAUCAGAUUUCACACUGGAUUAAUGUUCUACUUUAUACCAAAGAGAUCUUUUGUAAUCAAUAAAAGUCAUUAACGAGAAUGCAAAA